ACAGCAGGGAGCAGGCGCAGCAGCGUCGUGAGCUCGCGCUGCUGAGGGACGAAAGUUUUACUUCGCUUUUUUAUCAAACGUUUGUUUUUUUUUUUGUUUUUUUUCCCCCAGGAAACAGAAGUCACACAGUGACGUCACUGGACAGCUGAGAAACAGCACGAGACUGCGGAACGCGAGACGUGCUCCUGUGUGCUGAACGCGGAAGUCCGGAGAGAAGAUCUGAGUUUAACUUCGAGUAUAAAGUUUAAUGAAUUUUAUCUCGACAGCGGUUUGAGCUGCAGGUUGUUCAAUUUUCGUUGUUGUGGAGAUGAAGCGGAGUCGGGUGUUGGCGGUGCUGGUGGGCGGAGUCUUCUGUGUCGCAGUGAUGACACUGUACCGCAUGCUGGAGCUGAUGCAGGGGGCCGAGCGUCAGCACCGUGGGGAAACUCCUGGUGGACAGGUGGAGGAAGAUUUGUCCCGCCUCCAGCAGAAGAUUGACAGGUUGGAGCGUCUCCUUAGUGACAACAACCGUCUGGUUGCUACGCUGCGGGACUCUCUGGUCCACCGAAAAGCAUCAUGGGAAACCGGUGGGGGAGGAUCCAAUGUGAGCUCAGACUCCACCCACAGCAGGGUGGACACACCCCCUGGAUGCAGAUUGGCCGAGGAGAUGAAGGACGGAACUGACAGAGUUCAGCUGCUGGAUGUUUACGACCUCCUGCCCUUUGAUAACCCAGACGGCGGCGCCUGGAAACAGGGUUUUGAGAUCCGUUACCAGGGAAACGAGUGGGAUGAGCAGCCGCUGGAAGUUUUUCUGGUUCCACAUUCACACAACGACCCGGGUUGGUUAAAAACCUUUGACAGUUAUUAUCAGGAUCAGACGAAACACAUCCUCAACAACAUGUUGGUCAAACUGACUGAGGACAACAGGAGGAAGAUGAUCUGGGCAGAGAUCAGUUAUUUCUCUAAAUGGUGGAAUGACAUCGACGAGCAGAAGAGAGAGAUGGUCAAACGCCUGGUGGGGGCGGGGCAGCUGGAGCUGGUGACGGGCGGCUGGGUGAUGGCGGACGAAGCGAACUCUCAUUACUUCGCUCUGUUGGAUCAGCUGAUCGAGGGACACCAGUGGAUCCAGAGACACCUGGGUGUAAAGCCCCGCAGUGGCUGGGCUGUGGAUCCUUUUGGCCACUCCCCCUCUAUGACCUACCUGCUGAAGGGAGCGGGGCUUAGCAACAUGGUCAUCCAACGUGUUCACUACGCCGUCAAGAAACACUUUGCCCGGCAACAGACGCUUGAGUUUCAAUGGCGACAGAACUGGGACUCCUCCCCUCGCAGUGACAUCACAUGUCACAUGAUGCCGUUCUACAGCUACGACGUGCCGCACACAUGCGGCCCGAACCCGGCAGUCUGUUGUCAGUUCGACUUUCACCGCCUGCCGGGGGGGCGGGUCUUCUGUCCGUGGAGGACCUCGCCACAGCCAAUCACAGAUCAGAACGUCCAGGAGCGCGCUCUCCUCCUAUUGGACCAGUACAGGCAGAAGUCUCGUCUCUUCCGUUCUCCAGUGCUCCUCGUUCCCCUCGGCGAUGACUUUCGGUUCGUGGACUCGAGCGAGUGGGACGCUCAGUUCAGCAACUACCAGAGACUGUUUGACUUCUUCCAGGAUCACCCAGAGCUGCACGUCCAGGCGCGUUUCGGGACUCUGUCAGAUUACUUCGAUGCUCUACAGCGGCGUCUGAGUGCCACAGCAACGUCUCUGCCGACACUUCGCGGCGACUUCUUCACCUACGCCGACCGUGACGACCAUUACUGGAGCGGCUACUUCACCUCCAGACCCUUCUACAAACGGCUGGACAGGACGCUGGAGGCCACGCUCAGAGCGACCGAAAUCCUCUUCAGCCUGACGCUAGCUGAAAUGCGUCGUUUCCGUGGCGACGGUCAUCUGGUUGCAGGUUUUCCUGCACAAGAACACUUCCAGCGUCUGACAGCAGGAAGGCGGAGUCUUGCACUUUUUCAGCAUCACGACGCCGUCACCGGCACCGCCCGCGACCCCGUGGUGGUAGACUACGGCACCAGGUUGUUUCAUUCCAUCCUGAACCUGCGAAAGGUGCUGCAGAGCUCCGCCCACUGGCUGCUCCUAUUGGACAAGAGCCUGUACCACCACGACCAAUCGAAACCUUUCCUGCAAAUGGAUGAUGUCAUCUCAGCUCAGGACGCACUGCCUCAGAAGACACCGCUCACGCUCAGUGAUGAUCCCAGGUCAUUGAUCAUCUUUAACCCGACGGAGCAGCUCCAAACGUCCGUCAUCAGCGUCGUCGUCGACUCUCCGGACGCUCGAGUUGUUGAUGCAGAAACGGGUCAACCAAUUGCUUCGCAGAUCUCUGCGGUGUGGGCGGAGCCAAGCAGAGCGUCCACAGAGUCGUUCCAGCUCUCCUUCCUGGCUCAACUUCCUCCUCUGUCACUGCUCGUCUGUCAUGUGACCAAAGCCUCGGCUGGCUCCGCCCACCGGGCGAGCUACACCUUCUAUCGUCGUGGCAACCCGCCGACCGUCCACACCGAACACUUCCAGGUGUCCCUCCCCCAGGGACCUGAGGCCAACGCCCCACUGUCGCUUAGCAACAAGCAUUUCCAAAUAUGGAGUUCCCCGGAAACAGGCCUGUUGCAGAAGCUCCGUCUGCAGUCCGGUCUAGUCCGUCAGGUCCAGGUCCAGUUCCUGUGGUACGGAACCAGAGUCGGAGGGAAUCGGGAGAAGAGUGGAGCCUACCUGUUCCUGCCAGGGGAAGAGGGGGCCAAGCUCUACUCGUCCUCAGAGCCCCCCCUGGUGCGGGUCUCCAGAGGUCCCAUCUUCUCUGACAUCACUUCCUGUUUCCGACACUUCACGCACACGGUCCGCCUCUACCACCUGGACGGGCAUGCUGGGAGGUCCCUGGAGAUUUCCAAUAUGGUGGAUAUCAGGUCAGAGGUCAACCGUGAGCUCGUCAUGCGGCUCGUCAGCAACGUCGACAACGGCAACCGUUUCUACACCGACCUCAACGGUUUCCAGAUGCAGCAGAGGCGGACCCUGGCGAAGCUCCCACUGCAGGCGAACUUUUACCCGAUGAGCUCGGCGGCGUUUCUCCAGGACUCGACGUCUCGUCUGUCGCUGCUGUCGGCUCAGAGUCAGGGCGUCGCCUCGCUCAGACCAGGUGAGCUGGAGGUGGUGUUGGACCGGCGGCUGCAGCAGGAUGAUAACCGUGGCCUCGGUCAGGGCGUCACUGACAACAAGCUGACAGCCAGUCUCUACCACCUGCUUCUGGAGGACAGGAGGGGCGGGGCUCAGGAAGUGGGCGGAGCCCCGGUUGAACAUCUGUCACUGCUCGCUCACCUGACCUCACUCUCCCUCAGCCACCCGCCAGUCAUCAUGGUUGCCCGUAGCGACAGCCAGCUGCCGAAGCUCUGCCCAUUCCGGCCGCUCCGCUCGUCGCUGCCGUGUGACAUUCAUCUGCUGAACCUGAGGACGCUGGAGGAUGCACAGGAAGCAGGAAGUCCGUCACAGGAAGUGGCUCUCCUCCUCCACAGGAAGGGCUUUGACUGUAGCUCCGCCCCUGAGCCGCUGCCUCCGUGCACGUGGAGCGCACAUGAGGAGGUGAAUCUCGACGCUCUUUUCUCUCCUCUUCAGUUCAGAUCUGUCCGUCAGUCCGGCCUCACUCUGCUGCACCAGGACGACGAGCCUGAGUCCGCCCGGCAACAGCGACCAUGCAUCACCCGCCUGCGGCCAAUGGAAAUCAGCGCAUACCGUGUGGAGUUCGAGUGACAAACAGGAAGGAAGAAAAUCUGUUUCACUCUUUAGGCCAGAAACUGAUUCUGCAGAUCAACAUGUCAGAAGAUAAAAAUAAAAGACAGGUUAUUAAGAAAUAUUAGAAAAAGUGGAAAUAAACAUAAAUAAUGAAAUUAGCUGAAGCUCUGCAGAAAUAUUAUCAAUAAAAAAUAAUCCUGUUAAAGAUGAAAGUAUAUUAAUGAACAUGGAGCAGUGAAAUACUGAAGAGACAAAUUCUACUUUUAUAAAUUCAUAAAGUUUAGAACAUUUAUAAAGGGACAAACAGAAAACAGGAAGCAGGAUGACCAGCAGGGUCAAAGGUCAACAGAAUGUGACGACAUUCACACAAUGAAAUGAAUAUCUACAUAACCGAUCAAUGAUCAAUGAGUCCGUUUCUAAAAAUGUGAAUAUUUUCUUCAGUUUUCUAUCAAUAAUGAAAAUAAUAGACUGAGAGUGGGUGAAAGGUCGGUGAGCCUAAAGGUUAAAGGUCGAACACAGAAAUUUAAAUGAAGAAAAUAAACCUUGAGGUGUAUUUUAAACAGGUUGCUAUGGCAACAAAAAGGGACCAAUUGUGUCGUUAGCUCAGUGUUGGAUGAAUGUUGUUAAAUGAAUGUGUGUGUUUCCAUGGUUACUGUCAAUCACAGUUUGUGCUGGGAAUCUGUUACUGCUGUUUUUUUAAUGACAUGUAGUUUUUGUUUUUUUAUACCUGAGUGUGGGAUUGUGGGUAAAUGUGUUGAUUUAGUCUUGAUCUGUUGAUGUGUGACACUGGAGCUUCAGGUCAGUGUGAUUGUGUAAUUUAUUACAGGAAUGUUUCUGCACAGAUUCACUUGUUUAGAUUUUUUAAUUAAUUUUUUAUAUUUGCUGUGAAGGGGAAAGUUUAAGGGAAUUCUGGGAAAUUAUUAAAUCAUCUGGUUAUUUUUUUUAAUUGAGAAAUUCUCUAUAUUUUCUGUAAACAUCUCUGGCUGAAAGAUGGAUAUUUAAAACAUAAAGAGCUGAAAAAUGCUUUUUUAUUUC
Molecule: messenger RNA, 4780 nt
Organism: Seriola dumerili (greater amberjack)
Lineage: Eukaryota; Metazoa; Chordata; Actinopteri; Carangiformes; Carangidae
Gene: man2a1
Product: mannosidase alpha class 2A member 1
Exons: 24
Coding region: 308-3763 (1151 amino acids)
Biological process (GO): protein deglycosylation; mannose metabolic process; N-glycan processing
Cellular component (GO): Golgi membrane
Molecular function (GO): carbohydrate binding; alpha-mannosidase activity
Source: RefSeq, a predicted model, not a curated record